GGCUUCCUCCAUGGAGGAGUCGGCGUCCGAUAACCUCCAUCAAGGAGAUUUGCUUUCUGGGACAUGGUUCACGGGGCGACUGGACUGAUUCUUCUCCAAAUAGCAUUUGGAAGAGGCGAGGGAGAGCUGACAUGUCCCCUGCUCACAAGCACAUCUCGCAGCACAGCCCUCUCAUUCUGUGCUUGGGAACACCCCUGUGCUUGAGAGGAAUGGUACUUCCUGCUUUCAUAAACAGUCAUGUGUACAGUUCAGCCAGGCCUGAUGCCUCUGGAGCUUUCUUUUUCUGAAAGGCACCAGUGAAUUGCCUUCCCGCUUCUGUUGGGUUUGUUUUUUUUUUUUUGUUUUGUUUUGUUUGUUUUUUUAUUUUAAUUUUUACAUGUUCUAUCUUCCGGCGCCGCCGAUUUCAUUGGCCUUCAGGAUUACAGCCCGGCUCCUGGUUACACGUAUCUUUUGUGCAAGUCAAGACACAGCAGACAAUCCUGGUGGGGACUAUUUUCUGAUUUUUCAAGAAACCAAGUAGAAGAUUGAGCUGCUGAUGUCAGUUAACUCCGAGAAGUCGUCCUCUUCAGAAAGGCCGGAGGCUCAACAGAAAGUUCCAUCAGCUCCUCCAGCUCCCCCACCACCACCUCCACUACCAGAGCCAGCACCACCUGAGCCAGAGGAAGAAAUUUUGGGCUCUGAUGAUGAGGAACAAGAAGACCCUGCUGAUUACUGUAAAGGUGGCUACCAUCCUGUGAAAAUAGGAGAUCUGUUUAAUGGUCGUUACCACGUUAUUAGGAAGCUAGGAUGGGGUCAUUUCUCCACAGUGUGGCUCUGCUGGGACAUGCAGGGAAAGAGAUUUGUGGCAAUGAAAGUCGUAAAAAGCGCUCAACACUAUACGGAGACUGCUUUGGAUGAGAUUAAGCUGCUCAGAUGUGUACGUGAAAGUGACCCUGGAGAUCCAAAUAAAGACAUGGUGGUGCAAUUAAUUGAUGACUUCAAAAUUUCUGGAAUGAACGGCAUACAUGUCUGUAUGGUGUUUGAAGUUCUGGGUCAUCACUUAUUGAAAUGGAUCAUCAAGUCAAACUAUCAGGGUCUUCCCAUUCGCUGUGUGAAAAGUAUUAUACAUCAGGUCCUCCAGGGCUUGGACUAUCUGCAUAGCAAAUGUAAAAUCAUCCACACCGAUAUAAAACCAGAAAACAUCUUGAUGUGUGUUGAUGAUGCUUAUGUCCGUAGAAUGGCUGCAGAAGCCACAGAAUGGCAGAAAGCGGGUGCACCACCUCCAUCUGGUUCAGCAGUGAGCACUGCUCCACAGCAGAAGCCAGUUGGAAAGAUUUCCAAAAAUAAAAAGAAAAAACUUAAAAAAAAGCAGAAGCGUCAAGCAGAGCUCCUAGAAAAACGCCUUCAAGAAAUCGAAGCGCUGGAGAGGGAGGCAGAAAGGAAAAAAACUGCAGAAAAUGAAAAUGAGCAGGAUGCUGAUAGCCAGCCAGAAGCCAAAUUGAAGACGGUUUGUCUGGAGGAUGCUACUGAUGAGGAGCCAGUCAAUGACUAUGGUAAUGUUUCUUCAGAAGGGGAAGAUCAUGAUGAGAAAGAAGAUACCGAAAAGGAAAUUGUUGAAAAAGAUGAUGAUGAGGAUGAUGAUGAGGAUGAUGAUGUGGAGCCAGAACUGGUGAACACAGAUCCAACAUGGAUAGAGUCUCCAAAAACAAAUGGCCAUUUGGAAAAUGGUCCAUUCUCCCUGGAACAGCCGUUAGAUGAUGAAGAUGAGGAAGAGGAAGACUGCCCAAAUCCAGAUGACUCUAACCAUGAUGAGUCAAAUGCCGAAAGUGAUUAUACAUACAGUAGCUCUUAUGAACAGUAUAACAGUGAUUUGCCAAAUGGACAACAUAAGAAUACGGAGUUAGAGUUCUCUGAUUUUUCAGCAGCAAUGUUUUCCGACCCAUUAGAGUCUGUAAAAUCUGCUUUGGCAGCUUCUGAGGAUUCCACAGUUAUAGAGCGGCAUGAAAGUAGCCCUUGCCAAGACAGAAGCAGGACGGUUUCCGCAUCAAGUACUGGAGAUAUGCCAAAAAAUAAAAUGCGUGCUGCAGAUCUGCUGGUGAAUCCACUGGAUCCUAGAAAUGCUGACAACAUUAGGGUUAAAAUUGCAGAUCUUGGAAAUGCUUGUUGGGUGCACAAGCACUUCACUGAAGAUAUACAGACUAGACAGUAUCGCUCCAUAGAAGUUCUCAUAGGAGCGGGGUACAGCACUCCUGCCGAUAUCUGGAGUACAGCUUGUAUGGCAUUUGAACUAGCAACUGGAGACUAUUUAUUUGAACCACAUUCCGGAGAAGACUACUCCAGAGAUGAAGACCAUAUAGCACACAUCAUUGAGCUUCUAGGCAAUAUCCCAAGACACUUUGCUCUGUCUGGAAAAUAUUCUCGGGAAUUCUUCAAUCGCAGAGAUCACAUAGCAUUGAUCACUGAACUGCUGGGAAAAAUCCCUCGAAAAUUUGCUAUGUUGGGGAAAUAUUCCAAAGAUUUUUUCACCAAAAAAGGAGAGCUUCGACACAUCACUAAACUAAAGCCGUGGAGUCUCUUUGAUGUUCUGGUGGAGAAGUACGGGUGGCCUCAUGAAGAUGCUGCGCAGUUUACAGAUUUUCUCACUCCUAUGCUGGAAAUGGUCCCAGAGAAACGUGCAUCUGCUGGCGAGUGCUUGAGACAUCCCUGGUUAAGUUCUUAGAAGUUGUUUUGGUCUUCAGAGUUGCUCCUUUGGAUCUAACCGCUGACUUUCACAGUAUCUAUAAAAGGAUUUUGAGUGAUCUGGCUGUGGCCUGACACUUUCUUUUUGAAGUACUGUACUUUGUUUCUGUUUUGUUUUCCUUUGCUUGGUGUGCGCUGUGGUCAUUGGAAAAAAUAGCCUCUAUGUCUUCAGCUGUAAGCUUUACUGACCCACUUUUUUCUGGGGAUGGGGGACUGGGGAGAAAAAAAGACUGAGAAAAAACACAAAAUCUGGUCUUGUUUUUCAUGUUACGUGGCAUUCAGAUGUCCAAUUUUUUGAACAAGGAGUACAUUUUUUCCAUGUGUCUGGCAGAUUUUGUAACUAUUUAUGAAGAUAGGUUUUAGCUGAUGUUGGGUAAAUCCAAGCUUUUGAAAGACAAACAAGGUCUAAUACAAGGCCCUGUAAACUUUUUACCUUAACCAAGGGAUUAUCAUUCUUGUACUAUAGUGUAUGUACAUUCACUUUGUAAAUGUUUAUUUUCAUUAACACCCUUGCUUUGCGAUUGAGGGCUGCGUUCUGUUCUCUGCCCAUCUAGCAAUGUAGGGUUACUUUACAGGUAGGGGGAUUACAGUUCCAAAGCAGAUUAGUCUCCUCAACACAAUUUUAUCUGCUUUUCUAGAAGGUGUUUAAACAUCUCCUGAGUUUUGGUAAAUGAAGCUGCUCCACGGUUUUUUUUUUAAACAAUUACCCCAAGUGGCACUUUAGGGGGAGUUGACUUCAAUGUAGUUAAAUCAGUGUAUGCACAUUGUAACAUUCAUAAUGUUUUGUAGGUAUUAAAAUUGCUGCAGCAACAUUUCAUCUUUGCAGGUGAGGCCAAGCCCAUCUUUGUAUACUUUCAGCUACCUCCUCUUUUGCAAAAUACAUUAGUCUGUACACUCACAACAGACCAUUUGCAUUGUAUGCCCCAUGAACUUGCCCAGAUUGGUCUCUUUUGGCACAGAGCCUGAACUUGCCCAGAUUGGUCUUUUUUUGCACAGAGCACUGGAGUAUAUAGAGAAGAUACACUUCUAUGAAAUGAUGCUCCUCCAACCAGAGUAUUUCUGUUUUAUCCCUUUGCCUUUUGGGGGGAGAAGUAAAAUCCUAUGUAGAAAACAUAUUGUAUAUCCUUUUGUUGAGGGGAAUUGUGAAAAGAACUAUUUAGUUUAAUAAAGUGGUGUUCAAGCCAAGGUAAGUUUGAAGAACUACUAGAGGCAGUAGGGUAUUUAAAAAAGGAAAUUGUGUAACUGCUAGGAUUUUGGAUCUUGGGUAGAACAGAUUCUCAACUUUUCCUGUGGCAGACUUCUACAAUAGUUAGUAUUCUUGUAGGAUCAUAUUAAUGUUGUACUUUACAUUAGCUAUGGAAAUUGCCACUGGGUUAUGAUGUGUAUAAUGUCCAAGUAAAACCUUUAUUAUAAUUUUGCACAUAUGCAAAAUAACUUAUUUUAAAAACCAACCUUAUGCUUCGGUAUGUAGUGCAGUGGGCUUAGUAGCUAUUAUUUGGUGUAAUAUUCUGAACAUUAACUAGCCCAUUUCACAAUUGCUUAGUUGUACAUAUAAUUCAGCAUUAUUUUUUUAAAAGAAAUGCACUGGUUACUUGUAUUUUGAAUAAAUGAACUACUAGCAAUUAAUUUUCCCUUUCAAUAUUCAGAUUGUUUAAGUGCUCCCUUUACAAUACAGAGUAGAAAUACUAUAGGUGAUGCAGAUUUUAGAAUGUAAGCAGAGAUCUGUUUAACCUUUUUAGAAGUCUGUGGAUUGAAUGUAAAUUUAUUUCUGGUUUUACAAAUUAUGGUGCCACUUAUUCUUUUCUCAACUUAUCCAUCUCGGUUUAAUCACAAGCCUUUGCAAUAAUUAGAUGUGAAAAUACCCCGUGUUGUAACAGUAACCAAUUGUGAAUUAAGGUGCUUGCAGUUGUCCAA
This is a messenger RNA of Bufo bufo (common toad), 4632 nucleotides long. It is a transcript of the gene SRPK2, whose product is annotated as SRSF protein kinase 2. Bases 536 to 2698 code for a protein of 720 amino acids. Gene Ontology annotation, molecular function: protein kinase activity; ATP binding. Gene Ontology annotation, biological process: protein phosphorylation; spliceosomal complex assembly; regulation of mRNA processing. The transcript is spliced from 16 exons. Lineage: Eukaryota; Metazoa; Chordata; Amphibia; Anura; Bufonidae. The record is from RefSeq and is a predicted model, not a curated record.